Messenger RNA from Pogona vitticeps (central bearded dragon), 2137 nucleotides. The record is from RefSeq and is a predicted model, not a curated record. Lineage: Eukaryota; Metazoa; Chordata; Lepidosauria; Squamata; Agamidae.
AGAAGGACCUGGUCCUCACUUCUUCCGUCAGUGGACCUCAUGGGAAAAAAUGGCAGUGGACAUCUGAGCAUCUGUAACAUGGAGACCAAUGUGUCCUAUGUGGAUUUCUACCUCCACCAGCCACUCAUAGCUGCCACCUUCAUUAUCUCCUACCUUCUCAUCUUCCUCCUCUGCAUGGUUGGCAAUGGAGUGGUGUGUUAUAUCGUCCUGCGGAGCAAACACAUGCGGACGGUCACCAACCUCUUCAUCUUGAACCUUGCUGUCAGUGACUUGCUGGUGGGGAUAUUUUGCAUGCCCACCACCUUGCUGGAUAACAUCAUAUCAGGUUGGCCCUUUGGGAGUAUUGUCUGUAAGAUGAACGGGACCGUACAGGGAAUCUCGGUGUCAGCUUCUGUUUUCACAUUGGUGGCAAUUGCUGUUGACAGGUUCCGUUCCAUUGUUUAUCCAUUUAAACAAAAGCUCACUGUAUGGACAGCGGUGGUCAUCAUAGCGGUCAUCUGGGUUCUGGCUGUUGCUAUUAUGUGUCCCUCUGCUGUGAUGCUGAAGGUACAAGAGGAAAAGCAUUUCCGGGUGGUGCUUGACUAUGGCAACAAAACCAGUCCCAUCUACUGGUGCCGGGAAGACUGGCCCAACCAGGAUAUGAGAAAGAUCUACACAACGGUACUCUUUGCUAACAUCUACCUGGCACCUCUUUCUCUCAUUGUCAUCAUGUAUGCUCGGAUAGGCAUCACCCUCUUCCACACGUCCUUGCCAGCUGGUGGAAAGCAAGGCCAAGAGCGCCACUCUGUUUACAAGAAGAAGCUCAAGGUCGUCAAAAUGCUCAUCCUUGUGGCGCUGCUUUUCAUCCUCUCCUGGCUCCCUUUGUGGACUUUGGCAAUGCUCUCAGACUACGCUGACUUGAGCGAAGCGCAGUUGCAAACCAUCAACAUCUACAUCUACCCUUUUGCUCAUUGGCUGGCCUUCUUCAACAGCAGCAUCAACCCUAUCAUCUAUGGCUUUUUCAACGAGAACUUUCGUAGAGGUUUCCAAGCAGCCUUCCAGCUUCAGCUCUGCUCUCAAAAUGUGAUGCCCCGGGAAAUGUAUUCCCAGCGGGGACAAAGCAAUGUUGUUUUACCAGCAGCGGUUCCUCAGCAGCCCAGCCAUAACCUUACAUCAACUGUUGCAAAGAGAUCGACCCCAGAAGGAAACUGGAUGGGUGAAACCCAAGUUUUGAUGAUGGAGAAUCUUGAAAAAGCCAUGAAUAACAAUGGCAUGGAACAAGACUUGGCAUAACCACCUUCAGCUGAUUUAGUUGAGUGACCUUCAUGAGCUAGUCAUGACAUUCAAGCCCUAUCUAGCAAAAAAGAAAGAAAGAAAAAGAAAAAGAAAAGUUAUUUUAGGAUUCUGUGGUCUGCACAGAAUUCAUAAUUUCUAUAUGAUAUUUGAUUGCUAGGAAUGUGGGGUUAGGAAUGCUUUUCUUACAUUAGUAUGGAUUUGGAAUGAUUCCGUCAUCAUCUAAGAGUGAUAUUUGGAUUGCUUGUCUAGCAAGACUUGCCACAGACUAAGUUCUGGAUUCUAACAGGAUGUCAUCUGUUGCCAAGCUAAACACAACAUGCAUGUAUAUAUGCGCAUGUGUGUGGAGACAUGUGGAUGCAUGUGCAAGGUUUAUUUUACAAAAUAUGUGCUGCCAUGUGCAUACAAGGUAUGUGGAUAAUACUUUUGCAGGUCAUAUUUCAUUUGAAUACCACAACAUUCAGUGGAAAAAGCUGUCAUGGGUUGCUAGAAACUGCUGAAUAAACAGAGUCUGCACAACCAAACACCUCAUGGCCGUAACUUGGGGGAUAACAUGUGAAUAUUUUAAAACAGCUCUUUUAUCAUUCAUAAAGCAGAGGAAAGCUUCCUCAGAAUUCCUAACAUCCGUACCAUUCCUCAAACGGUCCCUUUGCCCCACCCUCCUCCUCUUCUGAAAUCUGGUUGGGUUACUGACAAAGGUGGGAGCCCAAACUCUGUGCAAAAUACUGUAGAACUUCUCUUUUCAGGGCCUCCACCCAAGUAACAAAGAAUCUUGUGCCACAUUAGAUACUAUCACACUGAGGAACGCUCCAUCCAGGUGGCAGCACAUGGAUAGAGGAGAGGACAGGAGAGAAGGGGGAGAGUA